Rhinolophus ferrumequinum (greater horseshoe bat) is the source of this 956-nucleotide messenger RNA. RefSeq names its product nicotinamide riboside kinase 2 (gene NMRK2). Gene Ontology annotation, cellular component: cytoplasm. The coding region runs from base 126 to 713 and encodes 195 amino acids. The record is from RefSeq and is a predicted model, not a curated record. The transcript is spliced from 7 exons. NCBI's taxonomy places the organism in Eukaryota, Metazoa, Chordata, Mammalia, Chiroptera, Rhinolophidae.
UGGUCUAUAAAAGUGCCAGGUUUUCUCAAUGAAGCUGGGACACAGCUCACUGAGGGGUGAGACCCAGCGGGGUGCCUGGGAGUAGGCAGGCCCAGUGCAGUCCCCUGCCAGCCCUCCACGCAGAGAUGAAGUACAUCGUGGGCAUCGGAGGCGUGACCAACGGUGGCAAGACCACACUGACCAAUAGCCUGCUCCAGGUGCUGCCCAACUGCUGCGUGAUCCAUCAGGAUGACUUUUUCAAGCCCCAAGACCAAAUCGCAGUUGGGGAGGACGGCUUCAAGCAAUGGGAUGUGCUGGAGUCCCUGGACAUGGAGGCCAUGCUGAGCACCGUGAAGGCCUGGGUGAGCAGCCCCCAGAAGUUCGCACAUGCCCAUGGGGUCAGCGUCCAGCUGGACACCUCAGACACCCACAUCCUCCUUCUGGAAGGCUUCCUGCUAUACAGCUACAAGCCCCUGGUGGACUUGUACAGCCGACGGUACUUCUUGACUGUUCCCUACGGAGAGUGCAAGUGGAGGAGGAGUACUCGAAGCUAUGAGGUGCCCGACCCACCAGGCCUCUUUGAUGGUCACGUGUGGCCCAUGUACCAGAAGUAUAAGCAGGAGAUGGAGGCCAAUGGCGUGGAAGUGGUGUACCUGGAUGGCAUGAAGUCCCGUGAGGAGCUCUUCCACCAGGUCCUGGAAGACAUUCAGAACUCGCUCCUGAACCGCUCCUAGGCGUGGCUGGGGGAGGACGGGCCCAGCCCUGCGCUGCAGGGACCCACAUACGAUUCUGGCCACUGUAUGGCCAGGCUGGUGGCGUGACCAUUUCCCUUUGGGGACAUCUGUACAUACAAAAGUGGGGGCCCCAUUCACAGCUCAGCAUCUCGGGGCCCCAGGACCCCGCCCCAGGAAGCCUCUGUAAACUCACAGCAGCUUAAGUAUUAAAGUCAGUCCUGUUUUUUUUUUAACCACUGGCGU